This is a messenger RNA of Sparassis crispa, 1809 nucleotides long. Its product is annotated as Translation initiation factor RLI1. The record is from RefSeq and is a predicted model, not a curated record. The transcript has 11 exons. Gene Ontology annotation, molecular function: ATP hydrolysis activity; ribosomal small subunit binding; iron ion binding. Bases 1 to 1809 code for a protein of 602 amino acids. Gene Ontology annotation, biological process: translational initiation; ribosomal subunit export from nucleus; translational termination. NCBI's taxonomy places the organism in Eukaryota, Fungi, Basidiomycota, Agaricomycetes, Polyporales, Sparassidaceae.
AUGUCUGCGGACAAGAUCACCCGUAUUGCCAUCGUCGAUGCCAACCGUUGCAAGCCGAAGCGAUGCGCGCAAGAGUGCAAGAAGUCGUGUCCUGUUGUAAAAAUGGGCAAGCUCUGUAUAGAGGUCAAGCCCACAGACAAGAUCGCUUUCAUCUCUGAGUUUCUUUGCAUAGGUUGUGGUAUUUGUGUGAAGAAAUGCCCGUUUGAGGCUAUUGCAAUUAUCAACCUCCCGACCAACCUCAACACCGAGGUAACACACCGCUACACCGCAAACGCCUUCAAGCUCCACCGUCUCCCCACACCACGACCAGGUCAAGUGCUCGGUCUCGUCGGCACGAACGGUAUCGGCAAGAGCACGGCGCUCAAGGUCCUUGCGGGGAAGCUGAAGCCCAACCUCGGCCGUUACGACGACCCACCGGACUGGCAGGAGAUCCUCAAGUACUUCCGCGGCUCGGAGCUGCAGAACUACUUCACGAAGGUCCUCGAGGAUAACCUCAAGGCUCUCAUUAAACCUCAAUACGUCGACCACAUCCCCCGCGCGAUCAAGGGCAAAUUGACCGUGUCCCAGAUGCUCGACUCGAAGGUCGAGCGGGAUAACAAGCAGAAGAUGUGUGAUGACUUGGAGCUGAAUGAGGUACUGGAGCGAGAGGUGUCGCAGCUAUCCGGUGGAGAGCUGCAGCGCUUCGCCAUCGCGAUGACCUGCAUCCAGCAAGCAGAUGUAUAUAUGUUCGACGAACCCUCUAGUUACUUGGAUAUCAGGCAACGAUUGAGGGCAGCCGAAGUUAUUCGCGAGCUGCUCACACCAGAUAAUUAUGUCGUAGCAGUCGAGCACGAUUUGUCCGUGCUCGAUUACCUUUCCGAUUUCAUUUGCUGUCUAUACGGGAAGCCUUCGAUGUACGGUGUCGUAACGAUGCCUUACUCAGUGCGUGAAGGAAUCAACAUCUUCCUGGACGGUUUCAUCCCCACAGAGAACUUGCGAUUCCGUGAGGACUCGCUCUCCUUCAAAAUGGUCGAGACGGCGGAGGAGCUCGUCGUCGACAAGACGCGACAGUACUCGUACCCGACGAUGACGAAGACGCUCGGAGGCUUCAAGCUGACCGUGGAGGGCGGGAGCUUCACGGACUCGGAGAUCAUCGUCAUGCUCGGCGAGAACGGUACAGGCAAGACGACGUUCGUGCGGCUACUCGCAGGCGACAUGCCCGACGAGGAGACAGACAAGCAAACGCUGUCGGUAUCCCUCAAGCCGCAGACGAUAUCGCCCACGUUCCCCGGCACCGUGCGCAUACUCCUCCUCAAGCGGAUCAAGGCGGCGUUCAUGCAUCCGCAGUUCAACACGGAUGUCAUCAAGCCGAUGAAUUUGGAACCUAUAUUGGACCAAGAAGUGAAAACGCUCUCUGGCGGUGAGCUGCAGCGCGUAGCAAUCGUGUUGGCGCUCGGCAAGCCCAACGUAUCAGUGUACCUGAUCGACGAACCCAGCUCUUUCCUCGACUCCGAGCAACGUAUCAUUGCGAGCAAGGUCAUCAAGCGAUUCAUCCUCCACGCCAAGAAGACCGCCUUCAUCAUUGAGCACGACUUCAUCAUGGCCACCUACCUCGCCGACCGAGUCAUCGUCUUCCAGGGAAAGCCUGCCGUAGCAGCCACCGCUACACCUCCGCAGUCGCUACUGACCGGUAUGAACAAGUUCCUCGCGUCCCUCGAGAUCACCUUCAGGCGCGACCCGACGAACUUCCGGCCACGCGUUAACAAGAUGAACAGUGUCAAGGAUCGAGAGCAGAAGGCGUCGGGGAACUACUUCUUCCUAGAAGAAUAA